Zymoseptoria tritici IPO323 is the source of this 1916-nucleotide messenger RNA. RefSeq lists its product as uncharacterized. The transcript is spliced from 2 exons. Gene Ontology annotation, biological process: iron-sulfur cluster assembly. The record is from RefSeq and is a predicted model, not a curated record. NCBI's taxonomy places the organism in Eukaryota, Fungi, Ascomycota, Dothideomycetes, Mycosphaerellales, Mycosphaerellaceae. Gene Ontology annotation, molecular function: 4 iron, 4 sulfur cluster binding. The coding region runs from base 63 to 1916 and encodes 617 amino acids. Gene Ontology annotation, cellular component: cytosolic [4Fe-4S] assembly targeting complex.
GUCGUUUCGCUCUUCAACAUACACAUGUGUCCCAGCAGAGGUUCUUGAUUCUCGACGCAGCCAUGUCCGCCAUCCUCUCCGCCGACGAUCUGAAUGACUUCAUCAAUCCCGGUGUCGCGUGCAUUAAGCCGGUCGAGACUCUACCCAAGCAGCAACCUCCGGAGGACUCGGGUGCAUACGAGGUAACUACGGAGGAGAAGGUGAAUGCCAACACUGUUGCGCCGCCGGCGCAGAUCUCCUUGACCGACUGCCUGGCCUGCUCGGGAUGUGUUACAAGCGCGGAGGCUGUACUGGUCUCGCUACAGAGCCACGGAGAAGUUCUGGAUACGUUGGAUCGCUAUAAGGAGUUGAGUAUACCUGCGCAAGAAGAUGGCACAGUGACGCUGGAAGGCACGAGCCAGCAGGAAGAAGGGAAGAUAUUUGUUGCAAGCGUUUCGCCGCAAGCAAGAGCCAGUUUGGCGGCGACCUACAAUGUCACGGAGCGAGAGGCAGGGCACAUGAUCAGUCAGUUGUUGUGUGGACCGCUGGGAGUGAAAAGCGGAGGGCAAAAUGGGUCUGGAUUCGCGUGGGUGCUGGACACGAAUGCGAUGCGCGAGGCGAGCUUGGUCGCUGCAGCCGAUGAGGUCGAGGAAUCACUGGUGACACUCGCAGAAGGACAGAAGAAACCCGUUAUCACAUCAGCGUGCCCAGGAUGGAUAUGCUACGCAGAGAAGACACAUCCUCAUAUCUUGCCGCAUCUGAGCAAGCUCAAGUCACCUCAAGCAUUGACGGGAGUGAUGGUAAAGUCAGUUCUGGCCAAAAAAUUCGGAAUUGCACCGCAGAACGUCUGGCACUUGGCCGUCAUGCCGUGCUUCGAUAAGAAGCUGGAGGCGUCUCGAGGCGAACUCACUUCCCAUUCCUGGCACGGCCAAGACGGAGACUCGGUUCGAGACGUCGACUGCGUGAUUACCGCUCGCGAACUCCUGAUGCUAGCAGAGAGUCGCGAUAUCAGCUUCCCUGCGCUCCCAAAAUCACCGGUUGCCAGGGAGUUCACACCCGCUUUCCCCGACAUCGUCAUGAACGACUAUCUAUUCCGAUCGCCACGCGGACAGAAGCGGAAACGAGAGGAGGGAAUCACAGCCUCCAUCGGUACCAGCGGCGGAUACCUGCACCACAUCCUCAAAACCCAGCAAGCCCGCCACCCUGGAUCCGAAAUCCAGGCCCACCGCGGGCGCAACAGCGAUGUGGCCGAGUACACCCUCGUCGAUCCCACCAGUGGCGAGACCGUCUUCCGCGCCGCCAGGUAUUAUGGCUUCCGCAAUAUCCAGAACCUCGUCCGGCGUCUGAAACCGCCGAAGGCGAGCCGUAUGCCUGGGGCCUCGCGGAAACCGGGUGUUGUCCGGCGAUCGGCUGCUGGGACGACAGGGAGUCCUGCUAGUGCCGCUGCUAGUGGUAAUGGCGCGGACUACGCUUAUGUUGAGGUCAUGGCGUGUCCAGGGGGUUGUACGAACGGAGGUGGACAGAUCAAGGUGGGAGAUGUGGCGACGUUGAGACAGGUUGGUGGGACAGGGAUUGUGAAUGGCAGUGCGGAUCAGGUUGUAUUGCCUGCGCAGAAGGAGUGGUUGGCGAUGGUGGACGAGGCGUACUGGAGUGGUGAAUCAGGGGAAGAUGACGAGGGACCAGAGUGCCGGGAACAGCAGCAGGGAGGUUCACCAGAUGAUCGGGACCCUUCUUCGACCAUGGAUGUGAUUGAUGGGAUUGAUCGACGCACCGUGAGGAGGGUUCUGGCGCAUUGGGCGGAGAUCACAGGCGUGGGACUGGAGACGCUACUGCGAACUACGUACAGGGUCGUGGAGAGUGAUGUCGGCAAAGACAAGCCUGGCGCAGAUGUCGAUCGGGUUAACGCUCUGGCCCAUGCUGCGGGUGGUGGAUGGUGA